Messenger RNA from Lagopus muta (rock ptarmigan), 4615 nucleotides. It is a transcript of the gene IL21R, whose product is annotated as interleukin 21 receptor. The transcript is spliced from 9 exons. NCBI's taxonomy places the organism in Eukaryota, Metazoa, Chordata, Aves, Galliformes, Phasianidae. Gene Ontology annotation, molecular function: protein binding; cytokine receptor activity. Gene Ontology annotation, biological process: immunoglobulin mediated immune response; cytokine-mediated signaling pathway. Gene Ontology annotation, cellular component: external side of plasma membrane. The record is from RefSeq and is a predicted model, not a curated record. Bases 1357 to 3207 code for a protein of 616 amino acids.
CCUGCUGCCAGUUUGCUCCUGCUUGAUACCUGUGCCCUCACUGUAAAUCUUCCCCUUUGCUGAUGUGGCCCUUGUGCCCCAUGUCAUUCACGUUGCCUCGUACUGGGCAGCCGGAGUAGCCUGAUGCCUCUCUGUUUCUUUGGGCAUUGUGAUUAGGUAGCUGUGCAUGUUGCUAAUGAAGAUUUUGAGAAGAAAACUUGCUUUUGUAUCUAGCUGGUGGCCUGAGAGACUUCUGCAGACCUUCCACUCUUUUUACUUGGAUGUAACUGGGGCGUUUGUUUUCUCAUGCUUGGAAAUAUCAGGAAUAAUAAGCAAAAAUAAUCUUAAAAGUCUGUCUACAGGUCUCAUCUCCUCUUCAGUGAUGUAUUUUAAAACAUUGCAGAGUCAUUGAUAGGUAUGCAUAUAGAUGAAUGGAUAAUCACCUUUUAUUAAGAACAGCCAGGUUGGAUGGGGCCCUGGGCUGCCUAAUCUAAUGGGUAGCAACCCUGCCCAUGGCAGAGGGUUGGAACAGUCUGAUCUGUAAGGUCCCCUCCAACCUAAGCUGUUCUGUGUUUAACAUGAUGCCAUGAUUAUCACAAAGGGGUGGAACGGGCUUCUCUAAUACAAAAUAGGGAAUAAGUUUCUGCCUCUGCUCAUUGCCUACUGCCAUUCUGCCCUCUGCUCAGACGUGAACAAUGUCACAAGCAGGGAACUGUCCUUAUUCUGCUCCUUUGCUCUUAUCCAGAAAUCUUCCAUCUGAAUUGCUUUGUUUUACAAUAACCUUUCUCCAGUGUGUAAUAACACCAGCUAAUGUUGCUAUAAAACUACUUGGGCUUGUUUCUUUGACUUUAUCUUGUUCAAUCUUUCCUGUUCUCUGAGUAGAAAAGAAAUAAAGAAGAAAUAACAGACCAGUAAGCAACAAAGGCUUCCCUCUCAUUGCUUUGCCUCUGUUGGCAGCAUGAAGGAAAGCAGAACGACAGCAAUGUUGUGGCUGCAAAACACUCGGGGCACUGCUAGUUGAAUUCUGAAACAAGCAGCGAGUCUGCAGAGCUCUCUGGGAGUCCAACCCUUCCUGCCUUGGCUGAAGAAGAAGCAGCAAGCAGCCUGCUUCUGCUUGCAGAGAGACCAAGGCUGUGGUGUGUGGCAAAGCAGUGACAUUGAGGUUGGGCUUGUGCAGCAGGGCACAGCUCUGAGGGAUCACUGCAACCCCUGAGCCAGCACUGGGCUGCACUCAGGGAGAGGACACGAAGGCCUGAGGUGGCACAGCUUUGUUCUGGGCCUAGUGAUAUCUAGGCUUCGACGUACAACUCAUCUGGUACAGCUCUUCUAUUAAAUGUGCUGCAAGGAACAGAGCUUGUGAUAAGAUAUUGCAAGCAGAUGCUGCAAUGUGAGGAGGCUUCCCAUCUGCAGGGGACUGUUCCCAUGGGGCAGUUAGGACAUCCAAUCAGAACCAAAAUGAGGAACAAACUAUGGCUCCAGACUAUUUCCUUCUUCCUUUUAUUCCAGUACACCACAUGUCGUGAAAACCUCACUUGUUUUGUGGACUAUGUGCAGACCCUGUCCUGCCUCCUGAGGAAUGACCUGGGUGCCAGUUCAUACAAUGUCACUGCUACAUGGGUUGAUGAGGACGAUCCAGAAAACACUGUGGCAGCCUGCAGUCUCCUGGAAUUGUCCAGGAGCACCAACCACACAGAAUACAUUUGUACUGUGGACAUGACUGAGCUGCUGGCAGACAUCAAAGUCCAGGUGGAUGUCACAGAGAUAGCUGACAGGCAGCAUGUGAUUUCCAGAAGUUUUUAUAUGAGAGAAAACAUCAGACCACAGCCUCCGUUCAAUCUGACUGCUGUGUUCACAGAAGGUUACAAUAUUUCUUGGGAAACCAUCUACCAGAACCCUCUUUUCUACUUUCUGAAUGAGGAGCUGGAAUAUCAGCUGCGUUAUAAGAGAGGGGCUGACACCUGGGAGACUCAGAAGAUUAAGUCUGUCCAUGAAGACAAACGGACACUGGUGAUCCUGCCAUGGGAACUCCAGGGGAACACUGAGUAUGAAUUCCAAGUGAGAGCCAGACCCCGAGAAGACACUGGCUACUAUGGAUUUUGGAGUGAGUGGAGCUCCCGGCUGACACUGAAAACCAGCCCUGCUGCCGUGACACAGAGAGCAGGCAUGGGGUGGAUGCUGUUCUUUAUUGUUGCCAUGGUGAUCACUGCCUCAAUCACAACCUUUCUGGCCAAGCAACAGAGCUUGUGGAAGAAGAUCGCUUGCAUCCCAGAUCCAUCUGCCUUUUUCAAACCACUUUACCUGAUGUAUAAUGGAGAUUUCAAGAAGUGGGUUGGUACAUCCCAUAUGAAAAUGGCUAUUGAUUUAUUUGAAUGGGAAAUAGUCCCUUCAGAAGUCCUAGAAGUUUUCAGCAUGCGUCCUUCCAACUGCACCUCACAGGAGGAGAUAAAGGAGUUGAAAAAUGAUCUGCCUUGCAAGCCUUGUGUGUCCUGCCUGACCGCCCCAGUCCAAGACAGCCUCCUGUCAGGUGUGAACAGCAGCAGUGUGACUCAGGACCGCUCAUAUGGACAUUUGUCCAUUGACACUGUGACAGUGGCCGAUGAAUUUACACCUUGUAACUGCCAGUGCAACUGUAACCGCAUGUACAGGGAACAGAAGCAUAAUGGUGAUGAAGAUAGUGCUGGAGAAAAUGGUUACCCCAAGGUUAACAUUGAUGAUGAAGACAGAAGGCCUUCCAGUGCCUUGCAUCUGUCUGACCUGAGCUCACAGGACAAAAUUCUGGCCUCAGGCUCUAUGUCCACAGAUCACCUGAGGACUGCAGGUGCCUCAGGCCACCAGAAAGUUGAAGAGGCUGUGGAAGGAGGGAUGGGGAGCAUCCUAGAAGCCCUCUGCUUGCAUCCUAAUCAGUGGGAUUUGGAAAAUCCAGCUUCUCUACCUUCUCCUGAUGGUGAAAGUGUGUCCUACAGUGAAGGAUCCUGUGACUUUUUCCCGCGCAGUGCAAGGCCUGGUGACAGUUACCCCAUGAUCUGCCUAGAUUUGGACACUAUUGACAGCGGCUUUGUGGACUCGGACUGUGGGAGUCCAGUUGACUGUGACUUUGAGCAAAAUAGCCAGACCAACUGUGGGUCCGUUUCUCUUGAGCAGGAGGGAGAGGACUUUCCGCGGAGCUAUGUCAAGCAGUGGAUCUCCUGCCAUGCUGACAGCCCUGCCAGCGGGACUCAGACAAACUGAGGAGUUGAUUUUGUUCUGCAGAGUAGAGGGCCUUUCCCAUCCUGCACCAGAAGCAAAGUGUUGGCCAAAUUCAGAAGGAAAAGCAGAGUUUACUCUGUGUAAGCUGUACUACAUACAAUGGAGAACAGUUACAUCCAUAGAAAUAUAGGUCUGUUUCUACUGCCACUCAUUCUGUCCACAUUGUAUCAAACCUGACAUGAUUAAUUUUCUUUCAGCAUUCUUUGUCAAACCCUUAUAUAAUGACUACAGACUUUAAUUUUUCACAACAAGAAAAAGCAACUGUACCUUUAAAAUUGCUCCUUAGCUUACAUAGAUUUGAUUUUUUUUUAUUUUUUAUUUUUUAAAGUAAGCUUGUAAAUAGUAGAGAACUUUGAAGGGUUUUUCCCUGGCAUUCUCUUAUGACUCGAGUUGGAUGUACAUGGAAUCUUAUAAGCGUAUCUAAUGGCAAGCAUGUUUGUUACAUUAGAGUUCCCUUGCCCUAUUCUAACAACAGAUAUUGUUACUUUUCCAACCACUCCCCUCUGUACAUGCAGCUGUAAAGUUUGUAUUAAGUAUUAAUUACAUCCAUCCCCGUCCAUGGGGUAUAAUCAAAAACAUUUCUCAUCAUCAGGGAAUGGCGUAUCCAAGAGACAAAUCAUACCUCAGGCUUUAGAUGAGGCUUGCCUUUGCAGAUAGAGUCUAUAAAUUAAAAAUCUUUAAAACGUAAUUCCAGAGAAACUCCUUCUGCUUGGGCUUCCUACUGAUCCUGCACCUCUCCACACGUUUUCCAAGCAUAUUAACUAUAGCGCUGAGUAGCUAUUAGAAUUAUGCAGAAGUUUCAGGAAUGUUGCACCACCUGGAUGUGCCUGCAGCUCUAUCUCCUGUCUUGGACUUUGCUGCAGCUCACAGGUCAGCAGCACAGAGCUUCACCAAUCUCUGCUAGCACAUGCAGCCUACAAUGAACGUGGCAUUUACACUGCAUCUGUGAUUGUUUUCUUCACAUAUCUCUGCCUGUUUUGUUUAGGAUAACUGUCUUAAAAAGUUAAUGUGAUACUGAUACUGAAUGUGAACACCUCACAUCUUAUCUAGGCACAGUGCUACUGACCCAAGAAGCACUUGGGUGCUGAUUGUACAGUGAGAGAACCUGUGUCAUCAACAAUCUGUUCCUGUGAUACCAAUAAACACUCUUCCUUCUCCCCAAGCUUUUACUCCAGACUUUCAGCAACCCCACAGCUCCCUGUAGUGGUUUUGCUCUGAUGGCCAGCUGAGCUCCACGCUUCUCUCUCACUCCCCCUCCUCAAAGGAUCAGGAGUAGAAAACAGGAUGAAAUAAGGACAGAGAAAUCGCUCUCCAAUUGCUGUCACAGACAGCACACUCCCUUAACAAGAGGGAGCUUUGCAAUGAAGAGAAGCUGUUUCUUUUACAGGUG